AGUUGUUUUCAGCAUCGAGAGAAACUCCGGUUUUUCGCUGAAAACUCCCUUCUCAGAGUUUUAUUCGCAAGUUUUUUACAUAUUCAUCGCCAGUUGUUUCUUAUAAUCAUCGCCAGUUGUUUCAUAAGUUUUAUUAAAAAAUAAUAAAAAAUUAGUAGAUCCAUGAAUAUAUUAAAACCCUUUUAGGUAGUUUCCCUCAAUAUGGCGCUUAUACCCAUCGAUCCGUCCAAGUGGAACUUGGUUUGCACGGAUUAAUAUGAGAACCUUCCCGAGCAGGGCGAAUGCGAGUUGACUCUGCAGAUCGUGGGCCCGAACGGAUCGGAUUCUCGGCCUGUGACUUUCCGAGUCAGGCGGGAGAAUACUUCUCUGAUCCUCAGGGAUGGAUACGAGACGUUCGAUUGGCACACGUUCCUCCAUCACGUUGAGCGUUUCCGCAUCGAGACCCGCGACCUCUAUGAGAGGUUGAUCCAAAAGACGGAGCUGGCGGGGUACUACAUGGGGAUGGCACAGUCCGCCACGGCUGUGGACACAGUCCGCCUGCAGUCGGACAUCUCCCUACUGCGGGAGCAGGCGGCUUCGGAGGUUGCAGGUGCACGCCAUGAGGCAGCGAUGCACAACCAGUUGAUAGCCUCUGGCAUGCAGGGGGAAGUGGCGUUGUUGCAAGAAAAGCUUCGCCAGAUGGAAGACCGCAUGAGGAGUCUGGAGCGCUACGUCGGGAAGCAGGACGACAAACGGCAAGCGCAAGAAGAGAAACGGCACGAGCUGGAACUGCAACUCCUCCGCGAACGGGGGGAGUACCAGGAAAGCGUGAGGAUGUUGAAAGCAUCCGUUGUUGACCUGGAAUCGCAAGUGGUGGCUUCGUUCGAGAAGAAGUAUCGAGACCUCAGCAUGGAGUGCAACCAGAAGAUCGAAAAAGAACGCGAGCGGGUUGAUCGGGCCGUCGCCAGGGUGUCCGAGGUCGAGAACGCCGUCGCACAGGCUUCUCUCAUGGAAGCAGUGCUAAAAGAGGUCUCGGAGAAGCUCACCACAGCGGGGUCUGAAGGAAACGGGGCCCAGAUGGCACAGCUUCUGACGGAGGUUGCUCGAAUGGGCUCCACUGCUGCAGAGGUGUAG
This is a messenger RNA of Leptomonas pyrrhocoris, 1113 nucleotides long. RefSeq lists its product as hypothetical. The coding region runs from base 496 to 1113 and encodes 205 amino acids. NCBI's taxonomy places the organism in Eukaryota, Euglenozoa, Kinetoplastea, Trypanosomatida, Trypanosomatidae. The transcript has a single exon. The record is from RefSeq and is a predicted model, not a curated record.